UUCAUUUUUCAAACUUCUGAUAUGAAUAUGUGUUUAUUGUAGUCUGUGAAUUAUUACUUUUUUAAAAUCAACUUAUAUGAUGAUAUUUUGUUUCAUAUGUAUGUUCUAAAGUCUGAAAAGUUAUUUUGAAUUCCAAAUAUUUUAAACCAUGACUUCUGUGUUUCGUAGGCGAAUUGCUUCUCAAGUUGUUUCUACAUUGAAGCCAUUUUUAAAAGGAAAUGAAAAAGUACAUUUGUAUGAAAUGAUUCCUUUGUUGCUCAAAUUUCGUCAACCCAAAUGUUUGUCUCCUCAGUUUGAAUUGUCGUGGAAAGAUACUUUAGUUUUAAAACCUGAUCUGAAAGAAAGAGUUCAUCCUGCAACUGUUUUAACUUAUUUAAAGAAUCAAGACUUUCCAACUUCUGAAGGAAUUACAGAUGUUUUUUUAGAUUCUGUCAGCCAAGACCGAAUGAUUUUUACUUUUGAGCAAGAGAUAUUUACAUCUAGUGUUCUUUUGGACAUUUGUUCAAGAAUCGACAACAUGCCUAGCAAAAGUUCUUUCUUCAAAAAUAUUCCACCAGAAAAUGUUAUUGUUGAAUACAGUUCUCCUAAUAUUGCCAAGCCUUUCCAUUAUGGACAUUUUCGCUCUACAGUUCUAGGGAACUUUCUCUCAAACAUUUUCAAAUAUGUUGGUCACUCUGUUACCCAAAUGAACUACGUUGGAGAUUGGGGACUACAGUAUGGUAUUUUAGCUGUUGGCUUCAACAAAUUUGGAUCAGAAGAAAAAUUAAAAUGCAAUCCAUUAGGACAUUUACUUGAAGUUUAUAAAGAAGCAAAUGCCAGAAGCACUUCUGAUCCUGAUUUUAAUCAAGAAGCAAAGUUAUACUUCAAAAAAAUGGAAGAAGGGGAUAACCAGUGCUUGGAGCUGUGGAAAAAAUUGCGAGAACUCAGCCUGGAUGCUAUUCAAGCCACCUAUAAAAGGUUGAAUGUAUGCUUUGAUGAGAUUCACGGGGAAUCAAUGUUUGUUGAAGACACUAAAAAUAUGUGGGAUGAGCUCCUUAGCAAGAAGGUUGCUGCUUCUAAUGAAAAUGGCUGUAUCGAAACCACUAUAACAACUGAAAAUAAUCAAGAAGAAAAAGUAAUUUUAAGAAAAAAUGAUGGCACUUCUUUGUACUUAACCAGAGAUAUAGCUGCUGCAGUUCACAGAAAGCAAAAAUUUCAUUUUGAUUCAAUGUAUUACGUGGUGGAUUCAUCACAAGCCAAACAUUUUAGGCAUCUGAAGAGCAUAUUGAACAUGCUGGAUUAUAAUUGGUCGAGUAACAUACAUCAUGUUCCCUAUGGUCGUGUCUUGAAUUUUAGUACUCGUAAGGGUAAUGCUGUCUUUCUGCAUGAUAUUCUAGAUGAAGCGAAAAGCAGAACUCUUGAAAACAUGAAGAAAUCUUCUAACACAAAAGUAUCAGACAACAUGGACGAAGUUGCUGAUGUCCUAGGCAUUUCAUCCUUAAUCAUCAAUGACUUUCGCACCAGACGUCGAAAAGAAAGUGAAUUCAGUUGGGAGAGAACUCUGAAUAUGAAAGCAGAUUCUGGAAAUUCUUUGCAAUAUUGUCAUGCACGUUUAAAUAGUAUUAAAGAAAAUUGUGGAGUAGAGUUGUGCACAGAUUGUGAAUUACUGUCUCUUGUGGAACCAGAAGCAAUUUCCUUAAUCGAGCAUUUAGCCAAAUUUGAAGAAGUUAUAUAUAAUACUUAUACAGAACUUGAGCCUUGUAUCCUAGUUCAAUAUCUCUUUUCUCUUCGAAAUGAAAUUGGAAAAGCAAUUAAAGUUUUACCAGUUAAAGGCUCCAACAUCUAUGUUGCUAGAGCAAGAUUGCUCUUAUUCCAUGCAUCACAGCUAGUACUACAAAAAAGUCUACAGUUAGUGGGAAUAACUCCACUCAAUAAAAUGUAGCGCAAUAAAUGCCUUUUUCUCAGGAUGUCCUUGGAUCUACCUUUGCUGAUGAUCUUGUAUGGCGAAUAAUUUCAUUGAGUAAUGUAGCAUCAUUGUACAUAUCUAAUUUGUAAUUGUUUUUGC
Messenger RNA from Uloborus diversus, 2044 nucleotides. RefSeq names its product probable arginine--tRNA ligase, mitochondrial. The record is from RefSeq and is a predicted model, not a curated record. NCBI's taxonomy places the organism in Eukaryota, Metazoa, Arthropoda, Arachnida, Araneae, Uloboridae. Bases 149 to 1921 code for a protein of 590 amino acids. Gene Ontology annotation, biological process: arginyl-tRNA aminoacylation; mitochondrial translation. The transcript is spliced from 20 exons. Gene Ontology annotation, cellular component: mitochondrion. Gene Ontology annotation, molecular function: ATP binding; arginine-tRNA ligase activity.